Ochotona princeps (American pika) is the source of this 2269-nucleotide messenger RNA. It is a transcript of the gene ASB4, whose product is annotated as ankyrin repeat and SOCS box containing 4. Lineage: Eukaryota; Metazoa; Chordata; Mammalia; Lagomorpha; Ochotonidae. The record is from RefSeq and is a predicted model, not a curated record. Gene Ontology annotation, cellular component: ciliary inversin compartment. Bases 196 to 1476 code for a protein of 426 amino acids. Gene Ontology annotation, molecular function: protein binding. The transcript has 5 exons. Gene Ontology annotation, biological process: protein localization to ciliary inversin compartment; intracellular signal transduction.
GUAAAGGACUUGAAAAGGCAGUGACAGCCAAGAAGGAUAUUUUGAAGUUUGAAAUGAUCCCUAUAUAAAUAGAACGGAUCAGCAUAACUUUGGGAUAAAAUUAGCCAACGGUUUGUGGGCUCCGUAGCAUGUGCCUGGUGGCUUGAUGCUGCUCUUCUGAUAAAUCACAACAAAGCUUCCAGAGGGAGAGGAAGGAUGGAAGGCUCCACUGGCCCGGUCACCAAGUCGGGAGCUGCCAAAUUAGUGAAGAGAAAUUUCCUUGAGGCUCUCAAGUCAAAUGACUCCGGAAAAUUGAAGGCUAUUUUAAUCCAAAGGCAAAUAGAUGUGGACACAGUUUUUGAAGUUGAAGACGAGAAUAUGGUUUUGGCAUCUUAUAAACAAGGUUACUGGUUACCUAGUUACAAAUUGAAGUCCUCCUGGGCCACUGGCUUGCACCUGUCUGUCUUGUUCGGCCAUGUGGAGUGUCUACUGGUGCUGCUGGACCACAAUGCUACCAUCAACUGUAGACCCAACGGCAAAACCCCUCUGCACGUGGCUUGUGAGAUGGCCAACCUGGAUUGUGUGAAGAUCCUCUGUGACCGCGGCGCGAAGCUCAACUGUUACUCCUUAAGUGGCCACACGGCUUUGCACUUCUGUACAACUCCAAACUCCAUUCUCUGUGCCAAGCAGUUGGUUUGGAGAGGGGCCAACGUGAACAUGAAGACCAACAAUCAGGAUGAAGAGACGCCCUUGCACACAGCUGCCCACUUCGGCCUCUCAGAGCUGGUGGCCUUCUACGUGGAGCACGGCGCUGUUGUGGACAGCGUGAACGCACACAUGGAGACCCCACUGGCCAUUGCUGCCUACUGGUCCCUCCGCUUCAAAGAGCAGGAGUACAGCCAAGAGCACCGCCUCAUCUGCCGCAUGCUGCUCGACCACAAGGCCGAGGUCAAUGCUCGGGAUGAUGACUUCAAGUCUCCCCUGCACAAGGCAGCCUGGAAUUGCGACCACGUCCUCAUGCACAUGAUGCUGGAAGCUGGUGCCGAAGCCAAUCUCAUGGAUAUCAAUGGCUGCGCUGCCAUCCAGUAUGUGUUGAAGGUCACCUCGGUGCGCCCGGCCGCCCAACCUGAGAUCUGUUACCAGCUGCUCCUGAACCACGGGGCUGCUCGUAUCUACCCGCCACAGUUCCACAAGGUGAUCCAGGCUUGCCAUUCUUGUCCCAAAGCCAUUGAAGUUGUCGUCAAUGCCUAUGAACACAUCAGGUGGAACAUUAAGUGGAGAACAGCCAUCCCGGAUGAUGACUUGGAGAAAUACUGGGAUUUCUACCACUCUCUCUUUACCGUGUGCUGCAACUCUCCAAGGACGCUCAUGCACUUGGCACGAUGCGCUAUUCGAAAGGCUUUGAACAACAGAUGUCACAAAGCAAUUCCCUUGCUGUCCCUCCCAUUGUCAUUGAAAAAGUACUUGCUCUUAGAGCCAGAGGGAAUCAUUUAUUAAGCCUUAGGAGACAGCAGUUCCUAAUCCUAGAUGUGUGAGUGGACGUGCUAGUUAGACAUAGUUUGCAUAAAUGAAGUAGUGCUUGGGUUGAUUAUAAUACAUCAGAGAUUCUGAAACACUUUUAAACACUCUAUAGUUAGUUAUUCCUGGUAUAUCGUAGUGAGUAGUGAGGGAGACUAAGGGGUGAAGUUAAGUAUUCUUCAAAUACAAGAAUGCAUUCAAAAAGUAUUCAUAUAGUAGUAGUGUCUGAUAUGUGUAGCAUUCUUAUUAGCGGCAUGAUAUGUAUGAGAAGCUCUUCAUGUCUAAAAUGGGACCCACAUUUUCGUAAAACCAAUCUCAUUCUCUACCUUACCACUAAUAAGUUUACAUUAUCAUUUAAUUUUCAGUAUAGCAAGUUUUGUGAUUAACCUCUUUUCCCCAGGACCCCUUAGCUGUAGUGAUUGUCACACCCCAAACCAAGUUUCCUGGCUUAUAGUGAAGAAAAGACAUGAACGUAGUUAAAACCACGGAGAUCUUUUAGUUAAAAGAUUUCGGAGUGCAGAAGACUGGUCCAUUUACUGGUCAAAAAUGGACCUUUCAACACACGCUCCUUGAGCUGGAGACUGGAGGUAUGUGGAUGAGUGCCACGGGACUCCUGGCCUCUGGGGGCUGACCUUUGAGCAGAGGAUCCGAACACAGAAGUAAAGAACUUCAGUGUCACAGGCUGGGCAAGAGUACAGGUGCUGGCUCAUUAUUAGUGCUUUGCUUUUGAGUUUCUGGCAUGAAGCGUGUGUGUGUGUGUGUGUGUGUGUGU